AUGCCCGUUCACCACAGCCUGAAACAAUGGUGUGCGGCCCAGGAAGUCCUUAGAGUCUACAUCCACUUGUCCACUGUCAAGCAGCAGCUUCACAAUUGUAGCGUGACCAUUCUCAAUAAACGUACCACUGUCUCGUGUCCAUUUUCUGCAGCCCGGGACAGUGGUGUUCGACUAAAAUUGUCUUUAGUAUCCGCAUCAACUACUCCAGUGUCGAUCAGCAGUUUGACUAAGAAGUCAUGUCCGUUUUCUGCGGCUCGCGAUAGCGGUGUUCGACCACCCUCGUUGUCUUUUGAGUUCACUUCGGCUUCUCCAGUUCCAAGGAGCUCCCUGACCACCGUAUCAUGUCCAAACUCCGCAGCACACCCGAGUGCUGUCGACCCAGUGACAUCUUUUGAGUUUACAUCGGCUUUGCCGGUGUCGAGAAGGAUCCUCACUACCGCCUCAUACCCUGAUUGUGCGGCCAAUGCUACGGCAUGUCCAUAUUGUGAAGCCCAGCCUAGCGGAGCCCGACCCAGCUCAAAAUCCACGGCGUUCGGAUCAACCUGUCCGGUUUCAAGUAGAAGCUGGACCACCUGCUCGUGCCCGUUCAUCGCGGCGAUGGACAAUGCAGUGAAGCCUGUUUCAUCGCCCGCAUCCAGCGCCGAGCUUUCUGAGUUCCAUGCAUUGAAUCGAUACAAGUAUGGGUUGAUGACAGCAUGA
Messenger RNA from Aspergillus pseudonomiae, 699 nucleotides. RefSeq lists its product as uncharacterized. NCBI's taxonomy places the organism in Eukaryota, Fungi, Ascomycota, Eurotiomycetes, Eurotiales, Aspergillaceae. The record is from RefSeq and is a predicted model, not a curated record. Bases 1 to 699 code for a protein of 232 amino acids. The transcript is spliced from 4 exons.